Messenger RNA from Amoebophrya sp. A120, 6179 nucleotides. The record is from the annotation of a GenBank genome assembly. NCBI's taxonomy places the organism in Eukaryota, Dinophyceae, Syndiniales, Amoebophryaceae.
AGCUCCUCGAUGCCCAAUCUGCAUGAGAAAUGGAACCUCCGGAUAACUCAAAGUGGGUUGCUUCAUUUGCUACUCAUUUAGCAUCCAUCUUCGAGCAAACAUCCAGGGUGGACAUUUGCAAUGCAUAUUCGACGCUGUGGCAGCUGAUGCAUCCCGAGUCGUUUUGGCAACUGAAUCAGAACGACACUGACGGAAACCGAACCAACAAAGGCCGCGAGACCGAGAGCUCAGGCACCGCCCCCCAAAUUACACGAUAUAAUUCUUCGACGAUCCAAGAAGUGCAGGCACUGUCGGACCACGAGCCCGGCCAUGGAUUUGGUUCCCCGGACGAGUAGGGUACGUAGUCGUUAGAGCCACAGGUCAAGAAUGUUCGGGCGGAAAACGAGGAUGAAAACAGAACCGUAGUAAAUGCCUUUGUGUCCUCCUGGAGGGAGGCAUCAUAAUUCAAGUAUCUAUAACUUCUUUAUUCAUUUGUACUACUAGAGGAAGUGGAGAUGAAAGAAAGAAAGUCAAAGCCUUCGACAUCACAACAGAUGAAUUGCUCCGUCCGCCGACGUGCACCGCGAUCGCCGUGUUGCGCGUCGCGCUACUGUCGUGUCUUUGGAACUAAUCCAAGAAGUAAUGAUAUGAUAGCGCCGUAUCACGCAAAGUCGACAACUUUUCAAGUUUUCUCGGUUGGUCUUGGAGCUCUUUUUGCAGGCUUGCGAUCCUCCGGAGAAGUAGGAUGACCAGGCGAGUGUAAGUAGUACCUUAGGGGAACGUACGAUCGAAGACGAAUGCGCUGGAUCGAUCAAAAAGACAUCAAAACCCGUUUGCUCAAGGAGGAUGCGUGCAAGGUUGAACAAGUAGGCGCAAAACCAAAAGUAGUUCUCCGUAUGGAGUGGCUUCUACUUCCCUGCCUCCGUUUCCGUUACACUUACAUGAGACGGCUAUCCUGCUCGGUGGAAUAAAGUUGACAAAGUAUCAUGCUGCAGGAAGGUCGAUCUUGCAGUGCUGUCGUAAUCCCGAAGAUGAAGAUGAAGUUCUUGACCUGGUCUUCUACGGCGCUUUUCUGCCUGCUGCUCGACGAAGCAGCGCGCGCAGCGUCCUUCCACAGCAGUACCACACCAUCUGUGCAGGAGGAGCGACGUCCUGUAUUGCGAGAUGAAGUAGUCGCAGCGGAGCCGGACCGAGUCCUUGUCUCGCGGGACCACGACGAGCGCAACUUACUACGCAGUCUCCCCCCUUCACGAUUUGAGAGCGUCGCAUUUUCUGCGCAACCUGGAGCGAGAAAUCAUGCGAGUGUUCCUCAGGACAAGCACGUACAACAGGUGCCAGCAGAAGGUCGUGAGCGUGAAGACGACGAGUGGACCCUGGCCGAUCUGAGCAGCGUGGGGAGUGAUUUUGUUUUCCUGGACGAUGAUUUGGAGUCGACUUUUUCAAUUCGAGCAGAAGGGACGAGCGGCAGGACCGCAUUCCACCCUGGACAAUUGGCGGAGACGAGUGCGGAAGAGAAUGCAGCUCACGCAACAGAACAUCAAAAUGUUUUACCACAGCAUGACCACGGGACGAAAGGGGAGCACGACGAGGGCGAGGAGCUUCAGCAGGCGGGAAGAAGGACGGCACCACUCCGUUUUUCACCCAGUUUACUCACGACCCACGUGUGGAGAACCGCGUCACAAGAACAUCUAAGCGAGGGAGAAGAUGCAACAGUUCUUGUUUUAGACGAUGAAAAGCUACUUUCUGCUGACGAAAUCCUGAGCCAGAAGAUUCGGUCCUCCGACCAGGCACAGCUUUUGUUGGAUUUUUUACAACCAGUGGCGGAGAAGUGGACCGCGGCGCUUUUGCCUCGGACGACUGGUCGUGGAACUACACCCAGAAAAAGCCGAAACGAAAACAACUACAGGAUCGCCCACGAGCUGAGCAUCAGCUUUUUUGAUCGUGCGAGCCGAAAAGUGGCGGUGCAGACAAAAGCCGUGCGGCAGAUCGGGAAAGCAGAAGUCGAAGAGGAGCUACCGAAGAACGGGAACGAAGUUUGUCCUACUUCAACGAGUGAAACUAGAAUCACACCGAGCGAACUUCUAGGAAAUGGAACAAAGCAGGAGAACCACAUGAACGCGGGCAACAACAAACAGCUCCUUUUCUCCCCUGGCGCGUCUGGAAUGCUUCCUCUUCUGGUCAUUCGCUUGUUUCGUGCGGUGGAAAAGCGGUGCGAAAACUUCUGUGAAACGGAGGAAGCAAAGAGGAGAGAAGCGGAACAAAUGCGAACCGCGACCGCGAUGCUUUUUCACCACGCGACCUACUGCAGCUACAACACGACCAUGUACAACCCUGUGCAGCACCUUAUUCCCAGCUUCACGAGUGUCACCCACUACGCCGGAAACUACGAUAAUUACCACUGCGACUAUCUCUAUGAUCCGCUCGGCGUCUUCGCUGGCUACCCACACAAUAACAUUUCGCAAAAGGUCGUGGACGACCUUCAUGGCGCUACCAACAGCAUCGGUUUAGACGAAGUUCUCGCAGGUCAGAAUAGUCAUCGUCAAGCACAAAAUGCCAGUCGAGGUGGGUCGUUCACGAUAAUGCGAGAAGACUCCUUGGACUCGUCGGACGAGUCUCCUGGUCGAGGUACGUCCGCGGUAUGGUCGCGACGAGACGGACUACACGGUGAGAAAACAAUGGCAGCCUCCGAGCAGCAGUCUUGCUCACAACAGUGCAAGCGGAGGGUUUGGUUGGAAGAGACCAAUGUGAUGGAAGAAUUCGUAAAAGUAGUACAACCUCCGCAGCGAAAGGUGUUCGAUAUCGAGAACCAAUUACACCAGCUAAACGAGGAGCGUGAAGGCCGCGUCGCGAACCUGCGGGAGCUGCUGUUACGGAGCCUGGGCCGCAAACAUGUGCUGACAGCUCCGACGUCGAGUGCGAGCGCAGCCGACAAGUCGCUGAGCAAACGCAUCCGCGCGUUGCUCUCCUAUGCACCGCAUUUCGCCAGGGCGGAGCCGGAGUUUGUAUGGAAGUACUUACUGAAUUCUGACGAUAGCGAGGAGGAACAGGUUGGACCCGAACGACCCGAAGGUGCGCCCUUUCUCACUUCAGCCGCCCGCGAAAAGUCCCAGCUUUUUUUCCAACAUUUGCUGCUGUUCACGAUCGUAAAAAUGGAGCGGCUGAGCCAGGAUUUCGAGGCAGAAAGAAAGGACUUUCCGAGCCAGAUCCUCUUUGACAACAAGAAACGAGGUAGUCGUGGUUCAGCAACACCAGAAAUUGUGAAUGCGGACGGAGGGAGCAAAGAUCCCUACGAUGUGUUUGAUCGGAUUCAAGACGAGCAGCAGAAGUGGGAGAUCGUCGCAGGUUUCCGGUUUGCCGAUGUUUCGAAGUCCUGCGCUGUACUGGUGGAUCACCUAUUCAGAACAGGCUCUGCUUCCGAGCACGACGGUUCAUCUUCCGCACUUUUUCCACCGGAAGUUUUGAAACGCAAGCCGAAAAAGCAGCAAGACGUCGCCCCGGCAUUGUGUGAAAGUCAACCUCCUUCUCUGGCGGGAUCAACCGGCAGCUUGUUCUCGCGGGUGUUGCGGCGGUUGGUGCCGGGUGCUGUAAGCCCUCUUUCACCUUCCACUUCCGCAGCCAGCACCAACGCCAAGUCUCCCUGCAGCUCUUCGGCUGAGGCGCUUCACUCUCCUGCGAGCUUGUCUUUCGCACCAACAACUUCGGAUCAAGUCGGUCCAAAAGGUGAGGACAGCGCCAGUCCGGACGUCAGCGCAGUAGAGGCAUUGAUCAACACAACGGGGCACGGUCUGACCUUCCAGGGGGUGCACAUGAUGAUGAUUGAUGACUUGCCAACAGGCUUUUCCCGCAGCACCAGUGCACCGAGCUUUUCCACUUCGACUACACGCCAGGCAUCAAAUAAUAUCACUCGCGUUGCUGAUAAUGAUGAAAGAGCCAGCAGUUCCAUCCUCGCCGAGAACCCCAACAGGAAAACCGAAGACCAGGCAACGGCUACUGAUGAGGCAAGUGAAAUAAAAAUCGCUACCGCGUCAACGGGAUUUGGUCGCCGCCACCGCAGCUGUGGCGACAUUGCGGUACAGGGCGGCAAGACUGCGGAGGCGUUUUUACCACCAAGGAAGGUAACCCCGGCCGGGUUCCUGCAGCAGCUUCCGCAAGAACCGCAAGACCGGACUGAAACGUGUGCAGAUAAGCAGCGCGUGAAGCAAGAACAAUUGAGAAGAUUCACUUCCCUCGGCCUGGAGCAAGAGAAGCAGUUUCAACUCGCCGACCGAUUCGUGCUGGACGACUUGCGGUUCGCUGGUAGCGCCAGAGCGGUCGCUUCAAUCGUCGACUCCUUCCAGCAACUGGAAGCGGCCGAUAGCUCGAAAGACCGGUUCACCGACAUGGGUACGGCGUUGGCUGCGUUUGACCGCGAAACGAGACGAGCGCAGCACAACUACAAGUAUGAUCAUUUUCUGCUUGACGCGAGUGAUUCUUGGGAUAAUCUCGUCGCAGACGAUGCGUUGUAUUCGCACAAAAACUUGAGGCUCACCGACACCCCGUGCGGGUUCAGUCCCGGUCUGGGAAACGCAGUUGCGACCACCGACGCGCUAGCAAGGAUUAUGUACCACGGGUUCCUCGGCACGUUCAAUGCGGAACAAGCGGAAAUAGCUGCAGAUUCUUCGUCCGCGGAGGUUCUUCUUGAAGACCAAAACCGAUUACUCUCUAUCGCUGACGCCAAGAGCUUUUGGCGAAGUGUAGUUGGUGGCGGUGAUGCAAACACUCCCGGAAGCGUUGACGUGUUCUUGAACACUGGGGAUCAUCAUUUUAACAAGAGCAUAAAGAACAAGGACUACGACUCUACAACAAGCAGGUCAUACAAACAAAGCAUUGUCGUCGACCACCACGAUGAUGAUGUCGUUACUACUACCGAUGAAAAUGACCUUAUGGGCCGCCCACAGCUUCCUGCCUCCUGUUCCGCCUCUGCUCUGAGCCGCGAGCGAGCAACGUUUUCCUCUGCCGCCUCCGCGGGCGACGGGCUGCAUGGCGAGGAAUCAAUCGUCGAACCUCAAGCCAGCUUCGCAUACGUGGAAGUUGUGGUCAGCCAAAACGCUGCGGCGGAUACCGACACGGAACGAGGCCAAGCUAGUACUACUAGUACAUCGCGUCGCACCGUUCGCGUGAAGAACUUCCGCAAGCUUUUAAACGGCGCGACUUUAUCCUUUGGAGGGAACGCGCUGCCGCUGGAUAGAAGUACGACUGCAAAUGCAAUGAGAACAACUUCUGCUUUCACGGGUGGCACAGCUAGCCCGAUGCUCGCCCCUACCGGCAAUUUUUGUCCGUUCCAAGCGGUGUUCGAGAAGCAAGAUUUUUCGCUCGUGUGGUGCAUGAACACCGACGGGCGGGUGGGUUCCACGCACGGAAGCGAUCAAUAUGUGGAAACCUGCUCUGAUCUGGCAAACCAGUUUUUUCAGUUGAAGACCCACUAUGCCUUGGGAAAAGGAAUGGUCGAGCGGUUUUUGCGGUCAUCUCUGGCGGAACGAGAAAAUCUAGAUCAAACGAUGGAGUCCACCAAAGCCGACGGAGUACCUGGAUCGCGAAAAAAGGUGUUGCGAGUGGAAGACGACGUCUCGUUUCUCAACUGCGAAAAUGAUUUUGAUGAGUUGUUUCACAACCUGUGCGGUAGCGGGUGAUGAAUGGAAAAUUUAUCUCCGCCACCGCACACUGACACGACAUGAUUUUUUUGAGGUUCAUUUCCGAUCCGGCAUCCUGCACGGCUUUUCUUUACAGUGACGAGAAUAAAACUCAAGUAGCACAAGUAGAUAGAAGGCACGGCAUUCACUACUCUACUAUGUUUUGUUAGCCUGAGAAUACCCCGACAACCUUGUUUCCAGAAGAGUUUUGACUGUAGCUAGCCUAGCUGGCGAUUUGCAUUUUCCGUUUUCUCACGAGCUGUAACUAAGAUUUUUAGUUACCGACCUAGAUCUUUUUCUUUUACCACAAGUGAAGAAUUGCGUUUUUGUCGACAUCCUUAUCAUGCGUUCUUUCGUAAAAUGCAAAAGCAACUACUGAUUGCAUUGUCUGCGCAACUGUACUCCAGUUCCGAUGACUUUUUGAGCUUCUGUUUGCAAAUGAAAAUCUACGAGAACCGCGAAAAUGUUUGUCAUUCCUGCUGAAAUGAAACUGGAAUGUUGGAUUAAGUUUCAUCAGUCCGCUGUCAGAAC